Molecule: messenger RNA, 1458 nt
Organism: Chaetomium strumarium
Lineage: Eukaryota; Fungi; Ascomycota; Sordariomycetes; Sordariales; Chaetomiaceae
Product: kinase-like domain-containing protein
Exons: 4
Coding region: 136-1308 (390 amino acids)
Biological process (GO): peptidyl-serine phosphorylation; signal transduction
Cellular component (GO): cytosol; cAMP-dependent protein kinase complex
Molecular function (GO): ATP binding; cAMP-dependent protein kinase activity
Source: RefSeq, a predicted model, not a curated record
CCGCAAUCCUUUGCUCAGGGCCAGGUCAACGUGUAACUCUCGCCGAACGUGGCCUCGGCUUAGCCGCCGCUUAUAUCUGUGGAGUGCAGCCAGCCCACCCUCGACGACUGCACACACUCUGUAUCAACCAGGGCAAUGGCGGCCACGGUUGCGCAGUCCCAGGGCAUCAGCCCGGGGCUGCAUCCAUUACAAGCAGCAGCCUUGAGAGCUGCCAGCAGUGCGGAACAGGGGCAGGGGCAGGGACAACAACAACAACAAAGAGGCUUCGAUGACGAGCCCUUUGAUAUUUGCUCUGGGAAGCUCUCGGUGGGGGACUUUGUCAGGGUGCGGACAUUAGGAACAGGAACGUUCGCCCGUGUAUGCCUUGUCCGGCCAUCGCACGGUAGUGAUGCCGAGCGAUGCAAGGUGUAUGCGCUGAAGAUACUUCGGAAGACUGAGGUUAUCAAGCUGAAGCAACUGGAUCAUGUGCGUCAUGAGCGCCAGAUUCUUGCGGAUGUGAAAGGCCACCCUUUCAUUACCAACUUUCUCGCGUCUUUCUCGGAUCGCAACUUCCUCUACAUUCUCUUAGAUUACGUGCCAGGCGGUGAACUUUUCAGCUACCUCCGCAAACUUCGCCGUUUCGACGAGGACACGGCUCGCUUCUAUGCCGCCGAGAUUGUGCUGAUCCUCGAGCACUUGCACGAGCAUCAAGGGGGGAUAGCCUACCGGGACAUGAAGCCCGAGAACUUACUGCUCGACGCCGACGGCCACAUCAAGCUUGUCGAUUUUGGCUUCGCUAAGCGGCUAGGGAAUAACGAGUCCGGCCACCCAGUCGAAACCUACACGCUCUGCGGCACCCCCGAGUAUCUCGCACCAGAAGUGAUCCACAACAAGGGGCACACCACUGCGGUCGAUUGGUGGGCACUCGGCAUCCUCAUCUACGAAUUCCUCACGGGCUAUCCGCCCUUCUGGCAUCAAAACCCCCUAGAGAUAUAUAAGCAAAUCGUGGGAAGGCCCGUGGUCUUCCCGCAAGAACCCGUCAUCAGCGACGCAGCUAAGGACAUCAUUCGCCAGUUCUGCACCGUCGACCGCUCCCACCGCCUAGGUAACAUCUCGGGCGGGGCUGCCAAGGUCAAAGAGCACCCUUUCUUCGCUGGCGUCGACUGGGAUGCCAUUUAUCAGAAGCGGCAUAAAGGCCCCAUCGUCCCGCCGGUUAGGUACCCCGGGGAUGCGCAGUGCUUCGAUGUGUAUCCGGAAGAGGAUGUGGCCAAGGACGAGUAUACCGACGAGAUGGCGGAAAGGUAUGACGACUAUUUUGCGGACUUCUAAAGAAAGGCUUGUUGGGGGCUGCGAGCUGAGGUGGAGUGGUUUUAUUGGGGAGCGCAAUAUACUGAGUGCGCUGGCUUCUCUUCCUCUUUCGACUUGUUGGGUUUGGCUUUAACGCGGAUACCCGGCUUUGGGUUGUGCAGGUGCACAGGU